GGGUCUGGAUUCCUGAAAAUCCUUCUGGAUAUAAGGAAGAGCCAGCAUCGCUGUGGACCGAGUGCUCUUCAGGGAGCAGCCAGCCAGCCAGUGCUCAGUCGUGCAAGUUGAACGGUUUGGGGAAUGACAGGGCCAAUAGAUAACCAGGGUACAAAAAGAGUCCUCAGGGAAGAGAUGGCUGCAACAGAAAAAAACUAAAUGAAUUUUUUUUGCUCCUGUGUUCACUGUGAGGAACUUGGAGAGCUUCCCGCACCAGAACACUUCCUUAUGGGGAUCGGCAGAGGAUCUAUUUCAAGCUGAAGUGUCUGUAGAAGAGUCACUUCUUGGACCCCAAGAACAGGACAACAAGUUGGAGGAACUCUUCUGCUCAGCAAUUCUCAUAUUGCCAUGGCGUGAUCUGAAUACCUACAAAUUACAGGAUAGCUGGACUCCAGACAGCAACAUGACUGAACGCUUUGACUGCAACUACUGCAAAGAGUCCCUGUUUGGUAAGAAGUACAUCCUGAGGGAAGACAGCCCGUACUGUGUGAAAUGCUACGAAAACCUUUAUUCCAACACCUGCGAGGAAUGCAAAAAACCUAUUGGCGCUGACUGCAAGGAUCUGUCUUACAAGGACCGCCACUGGCACGAAACCUGCUUCCACUGCUUCCAGUGCAAGAAUCCAUUGGUGGACAAACCCUUUGCUGCAAAAGAGGAACAUCUACUUUGUACUGAUUGCUACUCCAAUGAAUACUCUUCCAAAUGUAAUGAGUGCAAGAAGACUAUUAUGCCAGGUACUCGGAAGAUGGAAUACAAGGGCAACAGCUGGCACGAGACCUGCUUUAUCUGCUACCGCUGCCAACAGCCUAUUGGGACAAAGAGUUUCAUCCCUAAGGACAAUCAAAACUUUUGCGUACCUUGCUAUGAAAAGCAGUUCGCCAUGCAGUGCGUCCAGUGCAAGAAGGCUAUCACUACAGGAGGUGUUACUUACCGGGAGCAGCCAUGGCAUAAGGAGUGCUUCGUUUGUACUGGAUGCAAGAAGCAGUUGUCUGGACAACGCUUUACCUCCAGGGAUGAGUUCGCAUAUUGCCUGAGCUGCUUCUGCAACCUCUACGCCAAAAAGUGUGCUGGAUGCACAAACCCAAUCAGUGGACUCGGAGGAACCAAGUACAUCUCCUUUGAAGAACGGCAGUGGCAUAAUGAUUGCUUUAACUGUAAGAAGUGCUCUCUCUCAUUAGUGGGUCGUGGCUUCCUCACAGAAAGGGAUGACAUCCUCUGCCCUGAAUGUGGGAAGGAUAUUUAAAGCUCAAAAUAAGAGGUGGGGAGAGGGGAGGAAAGCCAUGCUUGCAAUAUAUAGUCUGAAAUACACGGAUGUUUGGAACUAGCUUUGCCACUCUGUGUUUCGCUGUAUUAUUAACAUCACUUAACCUUUUUCUUCAAACUCCAAAUCUGGAAGGAAAACAACGUCAAAAUCUCUAGUAGCAGCACUGGUGUUUAAGAUUUCUACAGCUAACCAAAACUAAUGCAAAACCUGAGAUGUAAAACUAGUUGGGUGUUAUUGACAUAACAUACUCUUUUUUCUUUUUUUUUUUCCUUCCACUAAAUAUUCCAGUUACGAGCAAGUGAUAUAGUUCAAGGAUUACAAUGGCCACCCACAAUACAUUCAUAGAUGGAUAUUCAGGGCGAAACCCUCAGCCCGCUGAAAUCAAUGGCAAACACCAUUCAAUUUCAGUAAGGCUGUGGUCUCACCUCAGUGUUCUUGAGCUAUGUGACUAGUGUGUGCUGUCAAGUGUGUAGAAAGACUGCGAACGUAGAGGGUGUUUCAACGUACAAGGAUUUGUGCUAUGCCAUAAAGAGAUAACGAUAAAACAGUUGAAGUGGGAGUGCUUCAUAACAGGUACAUUUUAUUGCAUGACUAGCUGAUCAUUGUGUGAAGUACAAGUUCUGAUUGACAGUAUCGGUAUUACAGUUAGUCAACAUUACACUGCACAUUGUAUUUUUCAAAAUAAAAUCAUUUUAAACAGAA
Molecule: messenger RNA, 2005 nt
Organism: Grus americana (Whooping crane)
Lineage: Eukaryota; Metazoa; Chordata; Aves; Gruiformes; Gruidae
Gene: FHL2
Product: four and a half LIM domains 2
Exons: 8
Coding region: 443-1282 (279 amino acids)
Biological process (GO): negative regulation of transcription by RNA polymerase II; negative regulation of calcineurin-NFAT signaling cascade
Cellular component (GO): Z disc; nucleus
Molecular function (GO): transcription coregulator activity; transcription factor binding
Source: RefSeq, a predicted model, not a curated record